GAAGAAGAAGAAGAAGAAGAAGAAGAAGAAGUGAAUGGGGAUUAGAGUCUGUGGUGUUAGCGGGUCAAAGCCCGCUCUCUUGUUUAUGUGGAAUUUUAUGUGCGCACUCAUCUCAUGUUGCACCGGAUUGACUGAUACAUAUCAGAACUACUGUGGUUUCUCAUAGACAAAUAUAUAUUUAUGUGAAAAGGUAACCACUGGAAACAAUUCAGUGUUUUCCUUUAAAAGAAGUGCCGAGAAUAGUUAGAAUCGACGAUUAAGCUAUGGCCAGAACUGGACGCUGUAAACAGUACAAGGUAACAUUAAUUUCAUCAGGAAGACUGACCAACUCGCUAAGGGUUCCGGUAACCUUAAAUAAAAAAGUAUCUAGAAGACAGCUGACCGCUGUGGGUGCUGGUUAUUCACUAUACUCCACUGACUCAGAGGAUCAGGUUACAACUAUACACAAAGGUUUAGACCGCUGUGCCACUUUACUGAAUGGUAUGCUUCAAAUGGAAAAAACAGAUGUAAGGCGAGCAUGCACAAAACGAGGAAAACUGGUUUCCUCCAAGCCCACACCAAAAUUUGGAAAAGGUGAUGGCAAGAAGAAGAAACCUAUAAAGAAGACAGUCAUCCAAGCUCCAAAAGCACCAGAUCCACAAAAUUCCUCUGUUUUCAAUGGCUGCUUGACCACCUCUACUCCCACAAUGAUUUCUGAAAAGUCCAAUUCAAUCUAUUCUCAGCCUUCACAGCACACCUUUGAGGCAGGAGUUCUGGGGCUGUCAGACAAUUACCAGCAACCAGGAUGGGCAACACCAGCACCCAUUCAUAUGACCUGCGCCCGCUUACCACCUGGGGCUAAUAGCCAGCAUGUGGUUGAAGAUCCUGGGAGCCAAAACCCAAUGCCAUUGACUGAUGAAGUUUCAGAAUUCUGCGGAGUGAGUGCAAGUGAUGAGGACAAGAUGGACUCUGUGGAUUUCAUCCCUGUGAUUGACACCAGCUGCCAAACCAGCUUUGAGAAACAGGUGCCAUAUUACAAGGUGCAAAAUAUGAGCCGUCAUGAAGCUGCCAAGAAAGUCAUGACGGUGAAAAACCUUCUCGGAGAGCUGAAGGCCAUUGUUGCAGAUCAAAUUGACUGUGUGGCUCUUAUCUCAGAAGUUGAGCAGAGUAUAUCCAUGCUUCCUGGAAUGGUAGGCAAUACCAGCAUCCAGGCCGAGGUUGCUCAGGCACUUCAGCCCCUGAGAAGCGAGAAUGCACAACUACGCAGACGUCUUAGAAUAGUAAAUCAGCAAUUGAUGGAACGUGAAAGAACAGAAAAAGAAGCCCAAUCAGUCGACUGCAACUUUGAAAUGGUCUCUUUCCACAUGGCGAAUCAGUCAUUGCAAAGCCAGCUGAAGGAAAUGCAACAAGAUAUAAAGGCUCUACGGAAAGAGAACCGGGAGCUUCAACAGAGGAACCUCCAGUUACUGCAGCUCACAGAGGACCGAGGUGGGGAGCAGAUCAGGCAACAUGGUCAACUAGACAACAACUUCAUCAGAUUGGAUGUGGAUGAUACCAUUUCAGAGAUUAAAAGCUGUCUGCCUAAACUAGAUGUACCUGCAAAGGAGAAUCCCAGUCUGUCUUUAGGUUUUCAGCAAAAGGAGGCAGUUGUCAAGCAGCAAGUGACCAGAGAUAUGUCAAGAGUCACACCGGAGCCACCAUUUGAAAAGAAUGGACCUGAACCUAGUUUGAAUCUCACAAGCUUGUUAGAUCUUUGUGAACAUCAAGAGAAGGAGGCUUGUCCAUCCAAUCCCAUCUCUGACACCAUAAACAAGUUCUUGAACUCAUUAGAGGCCAACAAGAGCAACUCCUCUCCAGGUGCCAUUUACUGCAGUGUUGGAAAUGCUCCACAUUCAGACUGGAACAGGAAAGUUCCCAGGUUAACAGAGGAUAUUUUUUGCUUGCCGAAGCACCAAGUUAUCCUGUCAGAAGCUGAAAAGGAUUUUGGUUUCAUUCUGGAUAGGGAACCACAGCAGGGGAGGACAGUCUAUGUCCCGCUGAAGGAAACACAGCCAUCAGGGGAUGUGCGAAGGCUCUCUCCUGAAAGCAUGAGCCAUGUGAUGUCACUGGAGUGUAGUAACAAGAUACAAGACGGACAUAGUGAAACAAAUGUGGCUCAGUCCUUUGAAAGACUGCACAUCUCGGAGCCGCCCUUAGUCCACGUGCCUCUCUUUGAUGAUCUCACUGGGAAUUUUCCAGCCAAGGUUGAUAUGACAUAUUUGUCAAAAUCCCUAAAUAACAACAUCCUGCCAAAUGCUACCCUGCCCUGUGAGGACAACAGAAUGCACAGAGGGAGACUUUCAAUGUUAGACAAAACUUUUUCUUCCUGUGACAUCAAGUCUGUGGCUUCCAACUGGAGCGCAAGCUCCUGCUCUUCGUUUAACACUUUGGAUGAGCAAGACUUUAGAAAUGGAUUGGCAGCUCUAGAUGCUAGCAUAGCCAGUCUUCAGAGGACCAUCCAGUCAGACCUGAACAGAUGAAUUCUUCAGUUCUCUACUCUAUUUUGUAUGAUAGACCUGUGUGAAAAUUUUAUUUAAAUUUUAUUUAUGCACAUUUUUACAUUCUUGAAUAAUCUGUUUUUUUCCCCACAUUAUUAUCCCAGUUUAUAUGAAUAAAGGUUUGCAAUGCCU
Anguilla anguilla (European eel) is the source of this 2648-nucleotide messenger RNA. It is a transcript of the gene ccdc14, whose product is annotated as coiled-coil domain containing 14. The coding region runs from base 264 to 2498 and encodes 744 amino acids. Gene Ontology annotation, cellular component: centriolar satellite. Lineage: Eukaryota; Metazoa; Chordata; Actinopteri; Anguilliformes; Anguillidae. Gene Ontology annotation, biological process: protein localization to centrosome. The transcript has 12 exons. The record is from RefSeq and is a predicted model, not a curated record.